This is a messenger RNA of Paramecium octaurelia, 1364 nucleotides long. The record is from the annotation of a GenBank genome assembly. NCBI's taxonomy places the organism in Eukaryota, Ciliophora, Oligohymenophorea, Peniculida, Parameciidae.
GGAACUUUAUAAUAUAUUAUUGUCCAAAAUGAGUUCGAACAAAUUGAAAGAAAUGAGAGAGAAUUUUCACUAAGAAUUUAGAAAGAAAAACCUUGAAUCAGUAUUUAGAUUGAAACGUUUAGUCAACACUACCAAGUAAUCAAAUCCAAUCGGAAAAUUAACAGAAAUAGUCAAUAAAAUGAUGAGAUCUCAAGAAUUACAGGAUUAUGAAUAUUAAACACUCAAUGCAAUAUUGGAUGAAAUAAAUCAAAUAACCGUCACUGAUACAUCUUUAAGGUUCGAAUUGUCGGAACAACUUAGCGUUAUUAAGUCUUUAUUGGAUUCAUAGGAAUCAGGAUAUUUAAAUACUCAACAAAUAAAUAUUGCAAUUAAAGCAGCCAAUUGUUAUAGAAAUUUAACUCUAUAACAGCCUUAGAUUGACCAAUAUGAUUAAGUUUAAGGUAUUUUGGCAUCACUCUAAAGGAAUCCAUUUAAUGAAUCAGCAUUAAAAUUAUUAGCUACUAUUACUAAAAAUAUUGACAAUCAUGAUCAAGUAAUAACCAUCUUGACACUGGCUUCAAGAUUACUUGAUACUUGCGAUUCUAAUUGUAAUUUUAUAUAUAUAUUAAAUAAAAUAGUAAGAGAAAAGGGGUUACACAUAUUUGAAAAUGCCAGCAGUAAUAAAUAGAACAUUCAAUUCAUACUAUCUAUGAGUGCAAUAAAUACAAUUAUAGAUUUUGUUUAUUUCAAAGAGAAAAAUAUCUCAAAAAUUUCAAUGACCAUUUUAGUCAAUUUAUCCUACACAUCAGAUUUCCAUGAAUGUGCAAAAUUGUUGGAUCUAGGGAUUACUGAUGUUGUGUAUAAAUUACUAAAGAAUUCUAUUUUUACUUACAGUAGAUUAUUUGGAAGCAUGAUCUUUAAUAAUUUGAUGGCUUCAUCACAUUUACUUUUAGACUAAGUAAUAUCGAAUCUAAAAUUACUUGAACUAGUUUUUGAUUUAUUGGAAAACGAUGUUGUUGAUGUAAGAGUAGAAUUGUUUCAAGCUUUUCGUAAUUUUUUAGUCGUUUGUACAAAUCAAUAAUUAUAAAAUUUGAUUGAUAAUGGAAUUUUAGAUUAUUUAAUUUUAGGUCUUGACGAUUACGAUAACGACAUUAUUUUAGUUUCUGUUCAAAGUAAUUUUCCAAUUAUCAUUGUUAGCUCUCUACUAGACUAUGAAACGAUUCAUCUCUACAGAUUCCUAGCAGAAUAUUUAUUAGAAAUUUUCAAUCAAAAAUGUACCAAAAAAACUAGAGAAAUUACAGAUGCGAAACGAUGCUAUUUAUAACGAAGUUUCUCAAUUUAUUGAGGAAUUUUAUGAUGAUGACUUUGAUGAUUAUGAAUAUUGA